Molecule: messenger RNA, 573 nt
Organism: Knipowitschia caucasica
Lineage: Eukaryota; Metazoa; Chordata; Actinopteri; Gobiiformes; Gobiidae
Source: the annotation of a GenBank genome assembly
AUGUGGUCGUUACGGAUCCUCAGACACGGGUCAUCGCGCAGAGGAAACGCGGGCUUCGACACAUCAGGCCGGUGCUGUUGUGUUUGGAGCGAUCGGACGUGUGCUGCUGCAUCGUCCUGGUCCAUCAGCACAAAGAGUCAGCUCUGUGCCCUGGUCACCUCUGAUUUUCUCUUAAAGACUUUCACUGAGGAUUAUUCUUCUGGUCCUUCAGACAUGGUGAAGCUAACAAAGGCCAAGACUUUCCAGGCUUACCUGGACACAUGCCAUCGCCGCUACAGCUGUGUGCACUGCCGCGCCCAUCUGGCCAACCAUGACGAUCUCAUUUCUAAGUCUUUUCAAGGCAGUCAGGGCCGAGCCUACCUCUUCAACUCUGUAGUAAAUGUUGGAUGUGGCCCUGCAGAAGAGCGGCUUCUGCUCACUGGACUUCACGCUGUAGCUGAUAUCUACUGUGAAAACUGCCACACCACUCUUGGCUGGAAAUAUGAGCAAGCUUUUGAAUUAAGUCAGAAAUAUAAGGAAGGGAAGUACAUCAUUGAGUUGUCCCACAUGAUUAAAGACAAUGGCUGGGAUUGA